AGAGAAAACUAGUAGCCGCGAUAAAGAGAGAAAAAGACGAAAAAGAGAAACAGAAAAUGUGUAAAGAGAUAUGAUAUAAUAUAAUGCAAAAUGAAAGACACGCUACUUUAACUACCGCUGGUGAUGUAUAGGCGAACACGUUUUCACGGUGUUUCAAUGUGUUGAUGGAGUUGAGGAUUACUACUAAUAAAUAUUGACACACAUGAUCAUCAGUGCGAAGUGUGAAGUCCUUUCUUGCGAAGAAAACCAGUGGAGCUACAGUGAUAAAGUCAUUGCUGCAGAAAACUGAAAUGAGGAGGGGCCCAAAGCUGUGAGGACUUUAGGAAUGACCGGGGUCACAUCUCUGCUGGAGCGCAGUGUGCAUCUGGAGCUGUGGAUGUGCAGGAGCGAGCUGAGCUCCCUCCCAUCCCACUUAUCUGAGGAGAGACGUGCACUGGUCACACUGCUGAAGGUCUCCAGAAGAAGCAACAUUCCAGCUCUAGCACUCUGACUCUUCUCGUCUUCUAGGGACAUGAAGCAGCACUGUUGUACCACGUGUGGAAAGAAGUGUCCCACAGCCUGGGAGCUGAAGAGGCACCAAACGGUGCACUCGUCAGAGAGGCCCUUCACAUGUGACACGUGUGGGAGGUCAUUCAAGACUGAGCAGGUCCUUAAACUGCACAAACUCACUCACUCUGGAGUACAGUUCAAAUGUGGCCAGUGUGGGAAUGUAUUCAUCAGCCAGUCCAAACUAAAGGCCCACCAGAGGUUUCACACGGGGGAAAACUUGUUUAGCUGUGACCUGUGUGACAAGCAGUUUGCAGUGAGAUCUCGGCUGAUUCAUCACAGGCGCAUUCACACAGGAGAGAAGCCCUUCACAUGUGAGCAGUGUGGGAGGAGCUUCAGGGUGAAGAGCCACCUCACCCUGCACCAGAGGAUCCACACUGGUGUCGGCCUCUUCAGCUGUGACCAGUGUGACAAGAAGUUUCCCACCAAACAGCAGCUCCAGGCCCACGGGCCUUUCCACACAAGAGAGAAGGCUUUUGAAUGUGAGCUGUGUGGCAAGUCUUUCACAGCAAAAUCCACAUUAUCAAACCAUAGAAAGAUACACACCGGAGAGAAGGCCUUCUCCUGCCACUUGUGUGGGGCAUCAUUCAUCUUACAAGCUUCUCUAAAAAUACAUUCAGUCGUACACACACAAGAACGAAACUACACAUGCAACCAAUGUGGGAAAAGUUAUGGACAUUAUUCACAUUUAAAGAAACACAAACUCAUUCACAAGGGAGAGAAGAAUCACAAGUGUGAUCAGUGUGGAAAGGCCUUUCUGAACCAGGAGAGAUUAACCCGACACAAGCACAUUCACAGCGGAGUACGCUUCCCGUGUGAUGAGUGUGGAAAAUGUCUUUCCAACUACGCCGAAUUAAAAAUCCAUCAACAAAGACAUUCAGGCAGUAAUCUUCUCUUCUGUCAAACAUGUGGCAAAGCAUUUGUGAGACUAGAUCGUUUAAAAAGACAUGAGCUCUCCCAUUCCACAGCUCGGCCUCACGUUUGUGACCAGUGUGGGAAAACAUUCAAAAGGAAAGAUGGCCUGGAAGCCCACAUUCAAAACAUUCACAAUAAGAAAAGCUACGAGUGUGAGCAGUGCCACAAGACUUUCGUGUGGAAAAGCUUACUGAGACAGCAUCAGAACGUGCACACAAAGGAAAUCCAGUUCUCCUGUGACCAGUGUGGGAAAGAGUUUUAUGAAAAGGCCAAGCUAAAUAAACACAUGGACUCCCACAAAACAGAGCGGCCUUUUACCUGUGACCUCUGUGGGGCGGCUUUCAAAACAAAAAGACAUGAACAAAUCCAUCAGAAGGCGCACAUAACAGAGAAGAACCACGUGUGUGAUGUAUGUGGCCGGGCGUUUGCUGACCUCUCAUAUUUGAAAAGACAUAAAGUCAUUCACAUGGACAAACCUCAUGGAUGCAAUCAGUGCAGAAAGACCUUCGCUCGACCUGAGGAGUUACAGUCUCACCUUCUAAGCCACGCUCAGACAAACUCAGAGGAGAAAAUCAUGCCUAAGCCAGUAGUGUGCGACCAGUGUGGGAGAGGAUUCAAAACCAAGGCUUUGUACGCAUACCACUAUUACGUCCACACCAGGCACAAGCUGUUUCCAUGCGACCAGUGUGACAGUGUCCUGUACACAGCCAAGGCUCUGAAGGCACAUCUGCAGGCCCACGCUAAAGCACAGCAACAGAAAGGACCAGAAAACAAGAACACUCAAAACAAGAUCAAACCUGGAGACAACUCUUUCACUUUAAAACGACUGGAAAUCCGCCUGCACCGAAUCCCAGACUCCCACUGAAGGUCUCAUGCUCCAGCAGCCAAAUAACAAUGAGCUUCUGGAGGACUUUGACACAUUUUGACAUUUAUUUGCAAUGUUUUUAGUUGUGAUUAAAUAACGAUACCAAAAGUAAGUAGUAAUGCAGUAACUAAGUAGUAGUGUUUUACAGUUGAUUUAGAUUGAUCUGAGAUUGAGCUGAUUUAAAACAAACUAUAAUAAAAAGUUUGUUUGUAUGAUUCUGUGGUGAACUGAAUAAUCACAAUGACUGAACUGAAUGCUAUUAUCAUCAUUACAUGUAACUCACAUUGUCCCAGUGCACAUUAUCCAAAAUACAGCUUGAAAAAAACUUUACAAAGAUGAUAGUCUCUCUAAUAGAAGGUUCACGUGUGUCUGUAAGUCUAUAUAUAAAAUAAAAAUUCACUUAUUUGGUUAACAUAUAAAAAAGGCAGAAGGAUUUACUUAAGUGUUUCACCUCAGGUCUGUGAUGUGGCGUUUGUGUAACAUGUGGAAUGGUGUGCAGGUCACCAGGACCUCUUGACUCCUCUAUAUUAACUCUUAGUCCUAGUUUUUGAAAUGUUUACUGUCAUGGAAAAUUGUCUUUUUAAAAUAAUAAACAUCUGUUGAAGCAGUAAAGUAAUAGUUUUUUCAUAUCUUUUCAAAGAGAGACAGAGGACAAGUGUGUUCACUGCAGGGUUGAAACUCUGUGAAGCAGCAUCAGACUUACAAAGCAAAGUAUCCAAGGACAGUUACUCCCUGUAAGGAGGAACCGAGCUCUCCCCAAACAGGAUGUGAAACAGACACACGAGAACUGUGAAAACGGCACGAAGAAGCGACAACGGUAUUUUCCUAUUACAUUAACUUCAAUCUUAAGUCUGGGGUAUAACAUCUCUGUAUGCAUAAUCAUACUUAGCAUAGGGAAAGAAAACACUGUCAGGGACAGGCACUUUUAUAAUUCUGUUUUAAUAAAUCUGAGAGUAUGAUUCAAGACAA
Molecule: messenger RNA, 3295 nt
Organism: Boleophthalmus pectinirostris (great blue-spotted mudskipper)
Lineage: Eukaryota; Metazoa; Chordata; Actinopteri; Gobiiformes; Gobiidae
Product: oocyte zinc finger protein XlCOF6-like
Exons: 5
Coding region: 512-2326 (604 amino acids)
Biological process (GO): regulation of transcription by RNA polymerase II
Cellular component (GO): nucleus
Molecular function (GO): RNA polymerase II cis-regulatory region sequence-specific DNA binding; DNA-binding transcription factor activity, RNA polymerase II-specific
Source: RefSeq, a predicted model, not a curated record